GAAUAGCCAGCCUGUUCCGUGCCGUCAUGUUUGGCGCCAUUUUGCGAUUUGUACGGAACGACAUCGCCCACCAUUAUCGUCUAUCCCGUGAUAUCGAAAGAAAUAGAACUUGAUUGACGUCCAAUUGAUACAUUUGCGACUUGUGUACUUUUUCAAACAUGGAUACGUUAAUAUGCAAUAAAUGUUUCGCCCCGAUGUACCGAGGAAAACAGCCAUAUAACAUAACGCAAUGCGGACAUAUUUACUGUGAAGACUGCUUGCAACAAGCCGAGAAGCAGUGCACGCAAUGCGGGUACAACGGCGCCCUAUCUAUGGUGCUGAAAGAGCCGUUGAAAGAUCCCAACGUGCGCCAAUUAUUCAUGCCGCUCGUUGAAACUCUCGAGAUGCUGUUUAAAGUCGACGAGUUUCGAAGCAACCAAAUGAAAAUAAUCAUGCAACGGUUUCUCGAACUUGACAAAAAGUACGACAUGCUGAAAAACCAAUAUUGGAUCGCGCGACGUAACAUGAAAAUACUCAACGAUAAGUAUGUGAGCUUAAAACACGAGAGGGGUAAAUUCGACAAUAAGAAACUACUGUUCUCUGACGUACAACGGGAGAUCCCGCGACGCGUUGCGACUUCAUCGCCGAGCAACGAUGUUACAACAAUAAAAACACCAAAAAAAUCUAAUAUUUUUAUCCAUUCGACAAGCUCAGGAUAUUCCUCAGGAUCGAUGGAACUGCGAUCCGUCCAACCAACGCCUGAACAUUCAACGGACGCCAAGAGACAGUAUAAAACUGCUGACGGUUUUCGAAUAUCUACCUAUCUACCUACGAAUACGCGCAAAAAUAUGACGUCCGUGAAUUCCCGCGAUAUGAACACGAGCUCAAAUAGCUGUUUUAUGAGAUAA
Harpegnathos saltator (Jerdon's jumping ant) is the source of this 887-nucleotide messenger RNA. Its product is annotated as RING finger protein 212B-like. Gene Ontology annotation, molecular function: SUMO transferase activity. NCBI's taxonomy places the organism in Eukaryota, Metazoa, Arthropoda, Insecta, Hymenoptera, Formicidae. Gene Ontology annotation, cellular component: synaptonemal complex. The coding region runs from base 159 to 887 and encodes 242 amino acids. The record is from RefSeq and is a predicted model, not a curated record. Gene Ontology annotation, biological process: protein sumoylation; homologous chromosome pairing at meiosis; reciprocal meiotic recombination. The transcript is spliced from 5 exons.